Molecule: messenger RNA, 591 nt
Organism: Plasmopara halstedii
Lineage: Eukaryota; Oomycota; Peronosporomycetes; Peronosporales; Peronosporaceae
Product: u11 u12 small nuclear ribonucleoprotein 35 kda
Exons: 1
Coding region: 1-591 (196 amino acids)
Biological process (GO): mRNA splicing, via spliceosome
Cellular component (GO): U12-type spliceosomal complex; precatalytic spliceosome
Molecular function (GO): U1 snRNA binding; mRNA binding
Source: RefSeq, a predicted model, not a curated record
AUGGGAAAGCGACGGCGAACUCGAAGCGCAAGUCGACGUCGCAACGAAAUUAGGCAUACCGACAUCAGAACGUCAUCUCAAUGUUGCAGCUGGUUCGCGGAGGAGUACAAUCCGGCCCAGAUUGGUAGCAUCGAUGGCACGGACACGACAUUUCAUGACAAAGGACUAAUGCGGGCUUCGAAUGCUAUAUUUGACGCCUUUAAGGACCCUGAGAUCCAAGGCAAUCCAUAUGCUACCCUGUUUGUAGCAAGGCUGUCGUAUAGCACACCGGAGUCAAUGAUUCUGGAUUUCUUUAAUAAAUACGGGCCCGUUCGCCGCGUGCGGCUUGUGUGUGACAAAAAGACCAACAAGUCUAAGGGCUACGCUUUUGUCGAGUUCGAAUACGAGCGGGACUUUGAACGAGCAUACAGACACGCCCACCGACGCGUUAUCGAUGGAGCAAUGAUCCUGGUGGACUAUGAACGGAGCCGGAUUAUGAAAGGGUGGAAGCCUCGGAGACUUGGAGGCGGUUUGGGUGGUAAAAAAGAGUCGGGACAGCUUCGUUUUGGCGGACGAAAUCCACCAUUUAGGCCUCCAUCAAGACCAAUUUAG